CUCUUUAAAGCCUUCGAACCACUAGCCCCCUCUUCCCCUCCGUUACAAAACCACCUCUCUCUCUCUCUCUCUCUCUCUCUCUCUAUAUAUAUAUAUAUAUAUGUAUGUAUGUAUGUAUCUGUUCUAUGUCGAUCUCGGUUUGGAACCCCUUGGUGAAUCGAUCGGUUGAAACUAUACCUUCAACCGGAGCGAAAACCAGAAGCUGAUUCUCGAACGGUCAUCCGCUUUCCUCCCACAGAAAUUGCCUUGUUUUUCUUUGAAUCCUUCGUCGAAUCUCACUCUCUCGCGAUUGGAAUCAUCAUCUGUUCACGUGAUUGAAUCCACAGAUAUAUACGUGAUCCGAUCCGAUCCGAUCCGAUUCGGUUCUCAAUCGUACCGAAUUGGCUGUGUUGAUGGCGUCUACUCUGAUUUCGAAUCCUGUAACGAACUCCGACCAAUCACGGGACUCGUCCAAGAGGAGAAAGAAGAAGAAAGCAGUAGCCACCAGAGAUCAAUCUCAGAAUCCUAACGGCGGUCACAGCUCCACCGAAUGGAAGUCCGAAGCCCAACAACAAGUCUACUCGUCGAAGCUUCUCCAGGCUCUUCGCCAAGUCCGGCACAACUCUUCUCCUUCGGCUCCGCGGCGGGGCCGAGCCGUGCGCGAAGCCGCUGACAGAGUUCUGGCUGUGACUGCCAAGGGGAGGACCAGGUGGAGUCGCGCCAUUCUCACCAACCGGCUUAAGCUGAAGUUCAUGAAAAACAAGAGGCAGAGAGUGACGGUUACCGGCCACAACCGGUCGAAGAAACCGAGAGUGAGUAUUUUGCGGUUGAAGACGAAGAAUUUACCGGCUGUCCAGCGGAAGGCUCGUGUUCUCGGGCGGUUAGUUCCCGGUUGCCGGAAAGAAGCGUUACCAGUGAUUCUAGAAGAAGCAACGGAUUACAUCGCGGCUCUUGAGAUGCAGGUUAGAGCCAUGAGUGCCCUGGCUGAGCUGCUGUCCUUCUCCGGCUCUAGCUCCUUGCCUCUAAAUCAGCUCGGCUCAAUUCGUCCUCCGCCGAGCUGAUUACAUUGUUGCUUCUGUUUUCUACUAGCUUUUUUUUCUUUCUAUUUGUUUUCAUUUUUAUUACUAUUAUUAUUAACUCUCUCUCUCUCUCUCUCUCUCAAGUGUUUCUCUGUUAAUUACUAUCCUUUUAUUUUAUUUUAUUUUUUAAUAUUUCUUUUGUUUUUCAAAUGGUAAUUUCGUCUCCCAUAAGAGAUAACCGCCAUUUCGAAAUAAUGUUGGGGGCGGAUGCAAUGCAACCAAUUUAUCAUACCAUAAA
Messenger RNA from Camellia sinensis, 1296 nucleotides. NCBI's taxonomy places the organism in Eukaryota, Viridiplantae, Streptophyta, Magnoliopsida, Ericales, Theaceae. The record is from RefSeq and is a predicted model, not a curated record.